GGCAGAGGGAAGCGUGAGCAACACUGUAACCUGUGCUGCUGCUGCUGAUAACACAGCUUGUGCUGUCUCUGGUUUAGGGCUACGAGAGAGGGGCUGCCUCACGCCGCCUGCCUGCCCGUCUUCUCCGAGACCUUGCCAAGAAGCUGCCCCAUCUCAAUCUCGAGACCCCCUCCCCUCUGCCCUUGUCGCGGUUCAUCUAAAUUCCUGGACGGUAUAUGGAUAGAAGUUCUCUGUUUCAGCUCAUACAAGAGCAGCUCGACCCAGAGAACACCGGAUUCAUCGCAGUGGAGAACAUUAGCAGCCUGCUGGAGCAAAAUGAGCUGCAGCUGGACCCGUCCAAACUGGAGAUGCUGUUUGCGCUGGUGCAGAGCAACGAGGAAGGCCAGGUGUGCUACCAGGAGCUCCUCGAGCUGAUGAGCAGUAAGCGCUCCAGCAGUUUCCGCAGGGCGAUCGCCAACGGGCAGCGCUCGCUGCAGAGAGAGAUCCUAUUGGACGAGACGGGGCUGGGGCUCUACAAGCGCUUCGUGCGCUACGUGGCGUACGAGAUCCUGCCGUGCGAGACGGACCGCCGCUGGUACUUCCACCAGAACCGAUUCUGCCCGCCCCCCAUCUUCAUGGCGAUCAUCACGGUCAUACAGAUUCUUAUAUUCCUCUGCUAUGGCGCAAUGCUUAAUAAGUGGGUCCUGCAAACCUACCAGCUGGACUUCAUGAAGAGCCCCCUGGUGUAUCACCCAGGGCACCGGGCGCAGGUCUGGAGGUUCUUCACAUACAUGUUCAUGCAUGUCGGGCUGGAGCAGCUGGGGUUCAACGCCCUCCUGCAGCUGAUGAUAGGAGUGCCUCUCGAGAUGGUCCACGGCAUCCUCCGCAUCAGCCUCCUGUACAUGGCAGGGGUGCUGGCAGGCUCCCUGACGGUCUCCAUCACUGACAUGAGAGCCCCCGUGGUGGGGGGGUCCGGCGGGGUCUACGCGCUCUGCUCAGCUCAUCUCGCCAACGUCGUCAUGAACUGGGCUGGGAUGCGCUGUCCUUACAAACUGCUCAGGAUGAUCCUGGCUCUCGUCUGCAUGAGCUCCGAGGUGGGGCGGGCAGUGUGGCUGCGGUUCUCUCCCCCGCUCCCCUCCUCGGGCCCCCAGCCCAGCUUCAUGGCCCACCUGUCAGGGGCGGUGGUGGGGAUCAGCAUGGGGCUUCUGAUCCUGCGCAGCUACGAGGAGAGCCUGCAGCGCCAGUGCUCCUGGUGGGUCAUCCUGCUCUCCUUCGCCACCUUCUUCGUCUUCGCCAUCUUCUGGAACAUCUUUGCCUACGACCUGCUCGGGGUGCAGAUCCCGCCCCCUCCCUAGGGGGACACGCCCCUUGGAUUAAACCCCGCCCCUUUAAAACCUCGUCCACUGAAUAAUUUGAGUGAAGCACUGCCCUGUCUGGCUUUAUCCCAUGCUUAGUCAAACCUUUUGGGGAAAAUGUCAAACUUUGUAGCACUUCUUUUUACAUAGAGUGUUGCCAGUUCCAAUGUAGUUAACAUGCACACAGGUACACGGUCCGUGCAAUCUUUCUGAUGGCUGUAUUUGGUUUGGUAAAUGUUCUGAAUGUCAUUGACAAAGACUAAAUUUAAAAAAAAAAAAAAAGUGCUGAAUUUAGGUCGUAUUCAGCUAGAGUCUGAGGAGCUCAACAAACACUUUACCAAACCAUAAGUAUUACCUUUUCGGAAUACACAUAUUGAUAAUACCCAUAGUAUGACGAACACUGUUCUUGGUGCUACGUAAAAAUGAGUGCUGCCGAAAACUUCAAUCCUAAAGAGAAACCUGUCCUCUCAUUUUAAGAAAUUUGUCUCAUUCAAAAAAUGAUUUCCUCUCUCUGGAACCUCCCUCCCUCAAAUGAGAUCCUGGACCUCUUCUCAAAGAUAUUAGAGACACUGGAAUCUUUGCGCUUCGAGGAUUCCACCAUCUUCACACUGCAGGAAAGCCACGCCUCUCUUCAGAAGAACCGCGCCCACACAGGGAAGCUCCACCUCUCCUGUCUGUCUACCUGGUGACUGGAGUGCCAGGGACUUCCCCAGGGAGACAGCAAAGCUGGGCUGGACCUUUAUACACCUACUUCUCUGGGGAGAGGGGUCUGUCAAAUGCUCUAUUUUUACCUCAAUGUCUUGAUUCAUAAGGACAGAAUACUUUUGUACAUGAAUGUAUGUUAGGGUUCAUUUGGUUUUGUUUUUGCUUUUAAAAGAAAAAGGUGCCAUAUUUCAGAUUUUGCCCUUUGAAAAAAAAUCUUUUAAUACUUUUAAUUUAAUACUAGAGCUAUAAGUUUUAUGGAGUAUUUUAUCUUUUCAUGGUUUCUGUUUGUAGAAUGAACCAAGGAGGAGCCAUCAUAUUUCAGCUCUCCAGUAGCCCAUGUUUUCUUGUUUGUUUUGGUAUAUCUUUUUUUUUUGGUUUUUGCUUUCAUUUGUAUUUUUUUUUCAAAGAAAUACUAUUAAUAAAUUCUCUGA
This is a messenger RNA of Acipenser ruthenus (sterlet), 2470 nucleotides long. Its product is annotated as rhomboid-related protein 1-like. Lineage: Eukaryota; Metazoa; Chordata; Actinopteri; Acipenseriformes; Acipenseridae. Gene Ontology annotation, molecular function: serine-type endopeptidase activity. The record is from RefSeq and is a predicted model, not a curated record. Gene Ontology annotation, cellular component: membrane. The coding region runs from base 216 to 1334 and encodes 372 amino acids. The transcript has 8 exons.